AUGACAGGCUUAAAUUUCACUUCUAAUUUGGAGUUAGUCAAUAGUAGCGAGAUGUUAAAUGAUACUUGCCUUAAUUGUACUGUAAUUUUUCCUCGUAAUCUUGGAGCCCAGAUGUAUUCUACGGUAAUCAUUUCUCUCAUCGGCAUCGGUCUUAAUUUUGUUAUCUGUUAUGCUAUUAUAAAGAAGAAAUUACUCAACUCUUCCAUCUACGCCUUCAUUUUUAAUAUCAGUAUUUCCGAUAUUAUUACCUUAUUCGGUUUAAUUCUUUAUACAUUCAUUUCAAAUGUUCGCCAAGGCGAAGUUACUAUGCUACACCAUAUUGUUUGUAAAUGUACAACAUUUAUAUUAAGUAUGAGCUUUACUGUUUCUAUUCUGUGCUUAGCAGCUUUAGCAAUCGAUCGUUACUAUAUUAUGCAAGAUAAUCAAAUCUAUAAGCCAUCAUUAAAAGGAAAUAGACGAAUUAAAAUAGUAAUAGUACUUAUUUGGAUUUAUGCUGCUGCAACCAACAGUCCUCAACUCCAUUUACUACAAGUUACUGCUGAUGGCACUUGUGAUAUUUACUAUUACGGCGAUAAUUAUAAUUUACCCUAUUUUGUUGCUGUUUUAAUAUCGAAUUUUUGUCUUCCUGUAGUAGUUAUGAUCGUAACUUAUAGAAAAAUCAUCUUACGUCUAAAGGUAACCGUAGUUAAUAGCCAUCUCGAUUCUUCUGCUUCUUCCUAUAGAGAUAAUUUCCAAGUGUACCGAAGACGUACAAUAUCUACUAUUAAAAUGAUUGUAGUUGCUUCUGUAGUCUAUAUGAUAACAUCUUUUCCAGUACCUAUUAUUAUGGUAGCUGCUGCAGCCAAAAAAAUGACAAUAGCAGAAUUACGUCAUAAUGUUCAUCCAGUUUUAUCUUCGUUGAUUACAGUUGGCUUAGCGAUUUCAGUCCUUUGCUGUAUACAAAAUCCGAUCAUAUAUUUAAUAUUUAAUAGUGCAUUACGAGACGCUUUGCCUAAAUGGUGCUGCUGUUGUAAAUCUUGUAAUAAGUAUGAAGAUGAUGGCAAUACAAUAAUUAUCCAAGGAAAUAUUUUCUCUUUUACUGAUUGUAGUUUAGUUAACAACUUGCUUCGAUAG
Trichoplax adhaerens is the source of this 1113-nucleotide messenger RNA. RefSeq lists its product as uncharacterized. Gene Ontology annotation, cellular component: membrane. Gene Ontology annotation, biological process: G protein-coupled receptor signaling pathway. Lineage: Eukaryota; Metazoa; Placozoa; Uniplacotomia; Trichoplacea; Trichoplacidae. The coding region runs from base 1 to 1113 and encodes 370 amino acids. Gene Ontology annotation, molecular function: peptide binding; G protein-coupled receptor activity. The transcript has 2 exons. The record is from RefSeq and is a predicted model, not a curated record.